GCGGCGGCCGCGAAGAUGGCUGCGGCGGCCUCCUGCUCCUCGGCCGCGGCGGCGGCGGCGGGGCCCGGGCCCGGCCCGGGCUCCUGCGAGUGGCUGCUGCUGCGGGACGGCUGCCUGCGCUGCGACGCCGACGGGCUCUGCAGCCUCUGCUACCACCCGGCGCUCAACGCCAUCCUGGCCGUGACCGCGCGCGGCGCCAUCAAAGUCAUCGAUGGCACCUCGGGGGCCACGCUGCAGGCGUCCGCGCUCGGCGCUAAACCAGGUGGACGGGUGAAAUGUCAGUAUAUUUCUGCUGUGGAUAAAGUGAUCUUUGUGGAUGAUUAUGCAGUAGGAUGUAGGAAAGAUCUCAAUGGCAUCUUACUGUUAGACACAGCUCUGCAAACGCCUGUUUCAAAACAAGAUGAUGUGGUUCAGCUUGAAUUGCCGGUUACAGAGGCUCAGCAGCUGUUAUCUGCUUGCAUAGAAAAAGUAGAUGUUUCUAGCACAGAGGGAUAUGACUUGUUCAUCACACAACUGAAGGAUGGUUUAAAAAAUACCUCACAUGAAACAGCAGCAAAUCAUAAAGUUGCAAAGUGGGCAACGGUUACGUUCCACCUUCCUCAUCAUGUUUUGAAGUCUGUCGCCAGUGCCAUUGUAAAUGAACUCAAGAAGAUAAAUCAAAAUAUUGCUGCCUUACCUGUAGCAUCCUCUGUGAUGGAUAGGUUAUCUUACCUCUUACCCAGCGCACGACCAGAACUUGGUGUGGGACCUGGUCGAUCUGUGGACAGGUCUUUGAUGUAUAGUGAAGCUAACAGACGGGAGACAUUCACUUCAUGGCCUCAUGUGGGUUAUCGGUGGGCACAGCCAGAUCCUAUGGCUCAAGCUGGGUUCUAUCACCAGCCUGCUUCAUCGGGAGAUGACAGAGCCAUGUGCUUUACCUGUAGUGUGUGCUUGGUGUGCUGGGAACCUACAGAUGAACCUUGGUCUGAACAUGAGAGACAUUCCCCAAACUGCCCAUUUGUCAAGGGUGAGCAUACUCAGAAUGUACCUCUUUCAGUCACACUGGCAACAAGUCCAGCACAAUUUCCCUGCACAGAUGGCACUGACAGAAUAGCCUGCUUUGGAUCUGGAAGCUGCCCUCAUUUUCUAGCUGCUGCAACAAAACGAGGAAAGAUCUGCAUAUGGGAUGUUUCCAAACUUAUGAAGGUCCACUUAAAAUUUGAAAUCAAUGCAUAUGAUCCAGCUAUUGUGCAGCAACUUGUGUUAUCAGGAGAACAGAGCUCAGGGGUUGACUCAAGGAGACCAACACUAGCAUGGUUAGAAGAUUCAUCUAGCUGCUCAGAUAUACCAAAAUUAGAAGGAGACAGUGAUGACCUACUGGAGGAUUCAGACAGUGAAGAGCAUUCCAGAUCAGAAUCUGUGACAGGGCACACAUCACAAAAAGAAACUAUGGAAGUCAGCCUUGAUAUAACAGCUCUCAGCGUUCUUCAGCAACCUGAAAAACUUCAGUGGGAAAUUGUUGCAAAUGUUCUGGAAGACACGGUUAAGGAUCUAGAAGAACUUGGAGCAAAUCCCUGUUUGGCCAACUGUAAGAGUGAAAAGAUGAAGGAAAAACAUCUAGAGCAACACAACAUUCCCUUUCCUUGUUUAUUAGCUGGAGGUCUAUUAACAUACAAAUCACCUGCUACCUCUCCUGUUAGCAGUAACUCUCAGAGAUCACUGGAUGGUUUAAGUAGGACUCGAGGUGAGAGUGUCUCGGAACAGGGAUCAACUGACAAUGAAUCCUGCACUAAUUCAGAACUGAAUUCCCCUCUGGUAAGGAGGACUUUGCCUGUAUUAUUGCUAUACAGCAUUAAGGAGUCUGAUGAAAAAGCAGGAAAACUCUUUUCACAGAUGAACAAUAUUAUGAGUAAAAGUAUACAUGAUGAUGGUUUCACAGUUCCACAGAUCAUUGAAAUGGAGCUGGACAGUCAGGAACAAUUGCUGUUACAGGAUCCCCCUGUGACUUACAUUCAGCAGUUUGCAGAUGCUGCAGCCAACCUAACAUCUCCGGACUCGGACAAGUGGAGCUCCAUGGUUCCCAAGCCUGGGACUUUGGUUCAGUGCCUGCGUCUGCCAAAGUUUGCAGAGGAGGAGAACCUGUGUGUAGAUUCAAUCACACCUUGUGCAGAUGGAGUUCAUCUGUUAGUAGGACUGCGGACUUGUCCUGUCGAAUCUCUGAGUGCAAUAAAUCAAGUAGAGGCCUUGAAUAAUUUAAAUAAAUUAAACUCAGCACUAUGUAAUAGAAGGAAGGGGGAACUAGAAUCAAGUCUCGCUGUAGUGAAUGGCACGAGUAUUGAUGUAAUCCAGCAUGAGUCACCAGCAGAUGUACCAACUCCUUUAAUAAUUCAGCCUGAACAGAGAAGUGUUAGUGGUGGAUACCUAGUACUUUACAAGAUGAAUUAUGCCACUAGAGUAGUUACUCUAGAGGAGGAACCAGUAAAAAUCCAGCAUAUCAAAGACCCCCAAGACACAAUUACCUCAAUGAUUUUGCUCCCACCAGACAUAUUGGAUAAUCGAGAGGACGACUGUGAGGAGCCUGUAGAGGAAAUACAAUUAACUUCUAAAAAUGGCAGUGGGAGAGAAAGAAGAUCUGAGAUCUCUACUCUUGGACACCUGGUAAUAACUACUCAGGGAGGAUAUGUAAAAAUAUUAGAUCUUUCGAACUUUGAAAUUCUAGCCAAAGUGGAGCCACCUAAAAAAGAGGGCACUGAGGAACCAGAUAUGUUUGUCUCUGUGAUAUACUGUUCGGGCACAGACAGAUUAUGUGCAUGCACCAAAGGUGGAGAACUUCAUUUCCUUCAGAUUGGAGGGACCUGCGAUGACAUAGAUGAAGCUGAUAUACUUGUAGAUGGAUCCCUUUCCAAAAGUGUAGAACAGUCAUCAGAAGGCACCAAACCCUUAUCUAAUCCUUCUAGUCCAGGCAUUACAGGAGUUGAUCUUUUGGUGGACCAGCCAUUUUCCCUUGAAACACUGACAUCCCUGGUGGAACUGACCCGUUUUGAGACCUUGACACCACGGUUUUCAGCCACUGUCCCUCCCUGUUGGGUAGAAGUCCAGCAAGAGCAGCAGCAAAGGCGGCACCCUCAGCAUCUGCACCAGCAGCACCACGGGGAUGCAGCUCAGCACACUCGAACCUGGAAGCUACAGACAGACAGCAACAGCUGGGAUGAGCAUGUCUUUGAACUGGUUCUACCCAAAGCCUGUAUGGUUGGACAUGUGGACUUCAAAUUUGUUUUGAAUUCAAACAUCACCAGCAUUCCCCAGAUUCAAGUGACUUUACUUAAAAAUAAAGCUCCAGGCUUAGGGAAAGUCAAUGAAGCAGCAGUAGAUAGACAGAUCACAUUUCCUUUGUCUCCAGCUCUUAAUAUUGAGGUGGAGAGAAAUGGAAAACCAGGACUGGUGGAAUUCAAUGAAGAAAUGCAGUAUAUGGAUGUAGAGGAACCACAAUGUCUUAGAUUGUGUCCAUUUCUGGAGGAACACAAGGAAGAUAUACUUUGUGGUCCAGUAUGGCUGGCUACUGGACUUGAUCUAUCAGGACAUGCUGGAAUGUUGACACUAACAAGUCCAAAGCUUGUUAAAGGCAUGGCUGGUGGCAAGUAUCGUUCAUUUUUAAUUCAUGUUAAAGCAGUAAAUGACAGAGGAACAGAAGAAAUCUGCAAUGGUGGCAUUAGACCUGUUGUUAGAAUACCACCUCUAAAACCUCAGACUAACAAGGGCCAUUCACUUGCUUCGUUGUUGGCAAAAGUUGCAGCAGGCAAGGAAAAGCCAUCCAGCAAAAUUGAAGGCACUAAUUCUUCAAGAAAAUCAGAUAAUCUGCGAGGCUGUGACUUACUUCAAGAAGUCUCUGUAACAAUUCGAAGAUUUAAAAAAACUUCAAUUUCAAAGGAAAGAGUUCAACGGUGUGCCAUGUUACAGUUUUCAGAGUUCCAUGAGAAGUUACUCACCACUCUUUGCAAGAAGACAGAUGAUGGUCUGAGUACAGAACACUCUCAGAGUCUUGUACUUGACACGCUUUGUUGGCUGGCCGGAGUGUAUUCAAACGGACCUGGCAGCUCAAAGGAAGGAAAUGACAGUUUGCUUUCUAAAACGCGUAAAUGUGUCUCUGAUAUUAUCCGUGUUUGCUUCUUUGAAGCUGGGCGGAGCAUAGCUCACAAAUGUGCACGAUUUCUUGCACUGUGCAUCAGCAAUGGCAGGUGUGACCCGAGUCAGCAGGGAUUUGGAUCAGUUCUUCUAAAAGCCUUGCUUGACAAUAUGCCUCUUUUGCCUGCUGCUGCGACAGGUGGAUCUGUAUACUGGUAUUUUGUAUUGCUGAAUUAUGUAAAGGAUGAAGAUUUGGCGGGAUGUAGUACAGCUUGUGCAUCGUUGCUAACUGCUGUGUCCCGACAGCUGCAGGAUCGCCUAACACCAAUGGAAGCGUUGCUUCAAACAAGAUAUGGAUUAUAUAGUUCACCUUUUGAUCCAGUUCUGUUUGAUCUGGAAAUAUGUGGCUCAUCUUGUAAAAAUGUAUACAACAGCAGCAUUGGAGUACAGUCAGAUGAAAUUGAUUUGUCUGAUGUUCUGUCAGGAAAUGGGAAAAUGGGUAGCUGUGCAGCUGCUGAAGGUAGUUUUACUUCCCUUACUGGACUUCUGGAAGUUGAACCUCUGCACUUUACCUGUGUUUCAACAAGUGAUGGAACUAGAAUAGAAAGGGACGAUGCAAGUACGUUUACUGUGAGUACCUUUGGGGUUACCCCAGCAGUUGGUGGCCUCUCUUCUGGAACGGUUGGGGAAGCCUCGACAGCACUGAGUUCAGCAGCCCAGGUAGCUUUGCAGUCUCUCUCUCAUGCAAUGGCCUCAGCCGAGCAACAGCUCCAGGUGCUGCAAGAGAAACAGCAGCAGCUUUUGAAGCUUCAGCAACAGAAAGCUAAACUGGAAGCAAAAUUGCAUCAGACAACAGCAGCAGCGGCAGCAGCAGCAUCAGCAGUUGGUCCUGUUCACAACUCUGUGCCUUCUAAUCCAGUAGCAGCCCCAGGGUUCUUCAUUCAUCCUUCAGAUGUCAUUCCACCCACACCAAAAACAACUCCUCUCUUCAUGACUCCACCUUUGACUCCACCUAAUGAAGCAGUUUCUGCUGUUAUUAGUGCUGAGCUUGCUCAACUUUUCCCUGGUUCAGUCAUUGACCCCCCAACAGUUAACCUUGCAGCACAUAACAAAAAUACAAGCAAGUCUAGAACGAAUCCACUUGGAUCUGGUCUUGCUCUUGCAAUAUCUCACGCUUCACACUUUCUUCAGCCUCCACCUCAUCAGUCAAUUAUUAUAGAGCGAAUGCACUCAGGAGCAAGAAGAUUCGUGACCUUGGAUUUUGGAAGACCUAUAUUACUGACGGAUGUAUUGAUUCCCACUUGUGGAGAUUUGGCUUCUUUGUCAAUUGACAUCUGGACUUUAGGAGAAGAAGUGGAUGGGAGGCGACUGGUAGUUGCUACUGACAUUAGCACACACUCACUUAUUUUACAUGACUUGUUGCCACCCCCAGUUUGCAGGUUUAUGAAGAUCACUGUCAUUGGUCGAUACGGCAGCACAAAUGCCAGAGCAAAAAUCCCAUUAGGAUUUUACUAUGGCCAUACCUAUAUAUUACCCUUUGAAAAUGAGCUGAAACUAAUGCACGAUCCCCUCAGAGGAGAAGGUGAAGCUGCAAAUCAACCUGAAAUUGACCAACAUUUGGCAAUGAUGGUUGCAUUGCAAGAAGACAUACAGUGCAGGUACAAUUUGGCCUGUCAUCGGUUAGAAAUUCUUCUGCAGAGUAUUGACCUGCCACCACUCAAUAGUGCUAACAAUGCCCAGUACUUUUUGAGAAAGCCAGACAAGGCAGUAGAAGAAGAUAGCAGAGUAUUUUCUGCUUACCAGGAUUGCAUUCAGCUACAGCUUCAACUCAACUUGGCUCACCAUGCUGUUCAGAGGCUCAAAGUAGCUUUAGGUGCAAGCAGGAAAACUCUGAAGGAGCAAUCUGAUCCAAAAGAGUUGAUUCAGAUGUCAUCCACAGAACAGUUACGCACCAUCAUUAGAUACUUACUGGAUACUUUGCUUAGUUUGCUUCAUUCCUCCAAUG
Molecule: messenger RNA, 6106 nt
Organism: Neopelma chrysocephalum (saffron-crested tyrant-manakin)
Lineage: Eukaryota; Metazoa; Chordata; Aves; Passeriformes; Pipridae
Gene: BIRC6
Product: baculoviral IAP repeat containing 6
Exons: 29
Source: RefSeq, a predicted model, not a curated record